Nylanderia fulva is the source of this 4625-nucleotide messenger RNA. NCBI's taxonomy places the organism in Eukaryota, Metazoa, Arthropoda, Insecta, Hymenoptera, Formicidae. The record is from RefSeq and is a predicted model, not a curated record.
AGUAAAAUAAAUUUCUUGGUUCCAGUUUCCGCCUUCUAAAAAAUUUGAAAUGGAGAAUCUUAACUGAAGCACAGUCGUAUUUUGAACAUUCAACCGCCAUGAUGUCUUAAAUGAUAUUAUAUAAGUGCAUAAUCACUUUUUUUGACCAAACGAGUUUUGAAAUCUUUGAUCGAGAUUAAUAUCGACCAAUUUUAUCGUCGUUUGUCGAUCUAUAUUAUUAUCAAUAAUUUCCAUCUAUUUUUUUUUAUCUAAUCGAAAAAAGUUUUACAUAUAGUUUUACAUUUUAUAUCUUUUUUGAAAGAGGCAAGUAAUUUUUGCGGUAAAGGAAGGGUAUAAUAAAUUUCCGGCAGUUUCGUCAACGUAAAUGACCAAUGUGUUGACGUAAUGUCUAUAAAAAUCAUAUUAACCGAAUAUAAUCGAGCGUAACUGGAGUUAAUCGAAGCUUAUAAAGUACCCCUUCCCCAAAAAUAUCAAACCACACUCCCCGCCUUUGACACAAUUGUUAGCUAUUGUGUUGCCUAUAUAUUCAAAUGCCAAUUGAAAUGAUUGAGUGUGCAUUAGUCAGUAAUUGUUGUUCAGUUAAGAUUCUCGUGAAGGAGAAUCCAGUAAAAAUAUCUGCAAGAGAAAAAAGUUAUCAUGUUCGGAACGUUAAAAAUAUUAUGUAUUUUAUUAAAAGUGUUAAUGCUAUCGAGAACGGCCUUCGCGGUAUCUUUAAGACUGAAGAUAUUCAUAUAGUACAGAAUACACCAUUUUUCGAGUUCUACACAAUUAAUAAUUACCUGUUACGAAUCCAGAAGUUAUAUAUGCAGGAAUAUUUUAACAGCAUAACUGAAAAAAAUGUAGUUGUUCUCAAGGAAGAUAGCACACUAUAUCCAGGAAGCAUCCCAAAUGAAUCAUUUCCUCUUCGGACAUUCGUAGAAUUCAAUAAUAGGCUAACUAAGAAAAACAUUUGUGUGACACUAAGAUCGGACGAAUUUAAAAAUCAAUAUAUCAUACUACAUAUGAAUUAUGUUCAGUAUUGGAGCGAGGAUCUAAAUCAAACGAUUCAAAUAAAUAUCACACAUACGCAGAUAGAUAAUCCAUUAGAAUACAAACUAUACGAUUUAAAAGCUGAUACAACUUACUAUUUUAAUAUAGAAAUAAUAACAUUGUCUGAUCGUAGUUCUUUUGUUAAUUUCAAUGUGUCCACCAUGAACGAGAAUCCGAUACCUCUAUUACUCGUCCUCCCGUGGAAUUCAUUUGGUGUGAAUAUAUUGGAUGUAGAUUUACGGAUAGGUAUUGAACUUGAUACACAAAUUAUGUAUAGAGAUAUCGUUUACUCAGCAUUGGAACAUAAAAUAUAUGGAAUCAAUAAACAGUCCGAGCUAAUAACAUCGGAUUUUAAUCCAACCGCAAUCCAAACCGAACGGAAUCGAACAAUAGCAAAGCUCAAUAACACUGCACAUCAUCUCUGCUUUGAUUGGAUUCAUAGAAAACUUUAUUGGGUACAAGAAUGCACAACGGGAAUCUGCAUUAUAAAGCUAGACUUAACAUUGUGGGAACAAAUAGGCAUAGUAAAAUAUGAUGAAAUAAAUAUAUCCAAGAAACGAUAUCUAGUACUGUUUUUACAUGUACUGCCAUCAUCAGGAUAUAUGUAUUGGUUACUGUCUGGCUCGUCAGAAGAAGUAAUGCGAUCGGAUUUAGAUGGAAAAAACAUGAAAACUCUUAGAAAAGACAAUAAAUGCUUUCGUAACGAACUACAUCUAGAGUCCUACUGGACCUUACAGACUGAUACAACAAAUAUUGAGCCGCUAUUAUAUUGGAGUAAUUUCAUGGGCUUUGUCAUAACAGAUAUUGAUGGUUGUAAAUAUUACAAGAUUUCAAACUUUAGAGAUAUAGACAAUUACAGAUAUUUAACGUUUGACAAAACAAACAUUUACUUGUACAAUGAAUACGAAAACGUAAUUUACAUUUUUAAAAAAAUAUAUCCUCUUCUCGAAUACAAAGAACAUAAAUUGGAAUAUGUACGUAGAAUACGUUACCGAGAAAAUGUUGCUUUUCUCCAUAACUUUAUAUCACUUGAUAAAACUUUACAAACAUAUCCUCAGACAAAAUGUUUGAUACCUAACAUGAGAAAUUAUCGUAUUGAAGUAUUGAAUAAAACCAUACACAGUAUCAAUGUAAGCCUUCCAGAACCGAUUCUCAAUGACGGAUGCGAAAAGUACAACUUACCAACUACUAUAUAUAACAUCUCCAGAAGUUAUUUAAUAUGUUUGGACAAUGGCAGUAACAAGUUCGAGCAAUUCAAUGUGACAACAUACGAACGGCAUUACGAAUACAAGAAUUUAAUGCCGUUCACAGAAUAUACGCUGAAGCUAGCACUGAGCAAUUUUUACUUUGACAAGUUAUCAAUGGACUUGCAAUUCGGCUCGGAUGUGAAAGUGAUAACUACCGGAAAGCUCGACAUGCCAGAAGAUGUGACGGUUCAAGUUUUAACGCCAACGUUAGCGAUAGUUUAUUGGAUGCCAUCCAAGAAAUUAAACUGCGUGACAGUGACCUACGAGGUGCAUUGGAUGGAAUUUUCAAAUGAAACGCAAGAAAUAAUACAAAUGUCAUCUCCCAUCACAAAACUUAUCGAUACGCUCGAACGUACAACAGAUGGAAAGCUUUUCACGACAAUCGGAUCGCUGCUGUCAAAACAUAAUUAUCAGAUAUAUGUGCGUGUAUAUCCAUACAAUUUUAGUCAAUUCUUCACUGACAGUUUAAACAAAACAAUUUACAUGUCAGAACCGAAUAAUUUAAGUUUAAUCAGAGUCAGUACAAAUAGUAUGGAUAUCUCAUGGAUUUCUGGCGUCAAUUUGACGAUGCACACGAAAUUCCGUCCCAUACUGGAAUACAAAGAAGAUGCGAUGUGGGAAUGGCAAAUGGUGAAUAUCAGUGAAAGAAGUAAUAAUAUAAUAAUAUAUUAUAUAAAUUUAUUGCCGCAAACUUUAUACAAUUUCCGUUUGAUCCUGAAAUACCCCGAAUACAUGGACGACUUUGUAUGGCCUGAAAAAGGAUUUAGAUUUGAAACGCAUGGUAAUGUACCAAGUGCUCCUGGGAAACCCAUUGUAACAAAACUUCCAAAUUUGACGUAUCAAUUAAACUGGGCACAUGCGCAAACUCAUGAUUCACCAGUGAUUUUGUAUCGACUGGAGGGUUUAAUUGUCGAAAAUAAUGACAAAGAAGUCAAUCGAACCGACAAAAUCAAUCAUUGGAAUUUAUACUAUAAUGGAACAAAUAAUUAUUGCUGGAUAACGACGAAAGAAAUGAAUCAGAAAUAUCUUUUUCGUGUGCAGGCUACAAAUACUUAUGGUUCUGGGAAAUGGAGCGGCGAAUCAAGAGUCGUUGAUUUGACAUCAAAUCUGAAAUCUAAUAAGAACGAAAUAUUAACUGUGCAAUACGUAACGUUAAUAUUAAGCAUUGUCGCUACCAUCGUAAUCUAUAAUGUUUACUACUUUUACUGCUGUAAGCACUGGCAACGCAAAAAAAGUAAACAAAUAAUUAGGCCUUCAAUAAUUAAUAUCGAAUCAACAACCGCGAACGAUACAUCUUUCAUAAACUAUGAACUCCACUCUGUGCACGAUCCUAAAUUGCAAAGUGAUAUCAACGAAUUUGCAAGUAUAAUAAUCGAUAAAAAACAAAUCACUCUAGAAAAUCUUUUAAGCAGCGGUGCAUUUGGAGAGGUAUAUCGAGGAGUCAAAAAUGGAGAAGGUUCGGAAAUAAUGCCUGUCGCCAUUAAGAUGCUACAAAAAAUGCUUCCUGGCAAAAGAAACAAGAAUUUGGAAGAGGCUAAAAUUAUGAAAGAAUUUGACCACAAACAUGUGCUAAGAUUGUUGGGCAUCUGUAUUACCGAGGAUCAACCAUGGCUGAUAUUGGAAUUAAUGGAAGUUGGUGACUUACUGAAAUAUUUGAGAGAGACUCGAACAUUGCAUCCGGAAGAUCCGCACGCCCUGCGUCUACAAGAUUUGCUUGCUAUGUGCGAAGAUGUUGCUCGAGGUUGUCGCUAUUUAGAAGAACAGCACUAUGUGCAUAGAGAUCUCGCUUGUCGAAAUUGCUUAAUAUCCUCGAGAAAUCGUGAAAACUGUGUUGUGAAAAUCAGCAACUUCGGACUAGCUAAAGAUGUUUACAUCAAAGACUAUUAUCGUACGGGAGAAGAAAGCCUGCUUCCUUUUCGUUGGAUGGCACCGGAAUCUUUGAUAGACCGAAUAUUUACUUCACAAAGCGAUGUUUGGUCAUUCGGGGUACUAAUGUGGGAAAUUACAUCGUUGGGACAACAUCCCUAUGUUGCCUUAUAUAGUUUUAAUGAAGUAAAGGAGUAUGUGUGUGCAGGGAAAAAGUUAUUCAAAUCCUAUCACUGUCCAGAGAAAUUAUACGAUUUGAUGCUAAAUUGCUGGAAUGCGGCAAAUGAUAGACCAAAUUUCAUGAGUUGUCUCGAAACUAUUGUAACCUUAAGAAACGAAAUAGAAGACACAAUCCUGCAUUUAUCUCCGCCUUCUGAAUAUCGUCCGACAGCGGAUUUUCUCUGAAGCACAGCCAAUCGUAUUUGUAUUUUUGAACUUUUAACUGCGAAUCAUGCUUCAAACAAUAUCAUAUAGACAUAAUUA